AUGCAUGAGAGCUUAGACAAAUCAUUGCCUAAUGAUGAUGAUGAUGCUGCAUACAACUUUGACAUGGAAGACAUAUCAUCACACAAUUCUUCGGAUUCGGAUAUGGAAAAGUUUGACAAGGAAGACUUAUCUGAAUUCUGCGAAUUCGAAUGUGCUGUGGCAAAUCCAAUUGUUCUGGUCAAAACUGGACAUGGCCCCAAUAUAGCCAGAAAUAUUAUAAUCAAUGCUGCUGAAUUAGCCAGCUACGAUCAAGUGAAGCAGACUAUUUUGAAAAUUCCGGGAUUCACUGACAAUGUUGUUACUCAUCUCCUUGCUAGUCUUUGGGGCAGGGUUAAAUCGAGAAUGCUGGGAGAUUCUAGUUACAAAAGCACUCUUGCUUGUUUUAUCAAAACAUUAAAGAAUGAUGGACCCUUUGCCUUUUAUAAAGGGUUCCUCCCAAACUUUGGAAGGCUGGGAUCUUGGAACGUGAUCGUGUUUCAAACCUUAGAACAGACUAAAAAGUUCGUCAAAAGUUUAGAGUCGUCCUGA
Molecule: messenger RNA, 528 nt
Organism: Cajanus cajan (pigeon pea)
Lineage: Eukaryota; Viridiplantae; Streptophyta; Magnoliopsida; Fabales; Fabaceae
Source: RefSeq, a predicted model, not a curated record